This is a messenger RNA of Salvia hispanica, 1055 nucleotides long. It is a transcript of the gene PYM, whose product is annotated as partner of Y14-MAGO. Gene Ontology annotation, biological process: exon-exon junction complex disassembly. Gene Ontology annotation, cellular component: cytoplasm; exon-exon junction complex. Lineage: Eukaryota; Viridiplantae; Streptophyta; Magnoliopsida; Lamiales; Lamiaceae. Gene Ontology annotation, molecular function: RNA binding. The record is from RefSeq and is a predicted model, not a curated record.
AUUUGAAAAUAAAAUCAAUUUCCCUCUAAAAUAUUUGGAUCAAAAUUGAGGGAAAAAAUUCAUAAACAGAGUUAAGCAUACGUAAUCGCAGAGGCGGCAGUGGCGAGAUCAAUUGAAUUUUCAAUCGAGUUAAUUAGCUAUGAACGGUGGAGGCGCGGGCGAUGCGCCGGCGGAGCUGCACAAGCAAACCCUAAAAGAAGGGGAGAGGAUUUUGGCGCCCACGCGCCGCCCCGACGGAACCCUACGCAAGCCUAUUCGCAUACGCGCGGGCCAUACGCCCCAGGAUGAAGUUCCAAUCUACAAAUCCAAAGGCUCAAUGUGGAAGGAGGAGAUGUCGACGAUGCAGGAGGUGCCGCCGGGAUAUGAGCCGGCGGCGGAAGCGAAACCUAAGUCGAAAUCAGCUAAGAGGAAUGAGAGGAAGAAAGAGAAGCGUCAGCAGGCUGCUCUUAACAAGGAUUCAGAUCAAGAUGAAGUUCUGUCUGCUGAUAAUUCCAAGGAUUUGCCAGAAGAUUUGGAGUCAACUUCAUCAAAGAUGAGCUCGCUCUCCCUUUCUGAAAGUGCCUCGUCAGUUGCACCAUCUACAGGCUCAACCCAGUCUUCGAAUUCAGAAGAUCAAGUUCAAGAUAUUGAUAAGAAGAUUCGAGCUCUAAAAAAGAAGAUUCGGCUGACUGAAGCCCAGCAGCAAAAAACGCACGAGGCAGACAUGACACAGGAACAGUUGGAGAAGUUAGCCAAGUUAGAAGGUUGGCAGAACGAGUUGAAGCUCUUAGAAGAUAAGAAAUCCCAACUAUGAGCAUCCGAUUUCUUAAUGUGAUUGUGCCAAACUAGCUAAUUUAUGAAAAUCUCAUUUAUGUUGUGAUGCGAUUGUAUCAGAGAGAGGGAGAGAGAGAGAGAGAGAGGAAUUGAACUCUGCAGAUGUAGCUGGUAUCAUAUUUGUUAGAGUGAGAGUGAAACUGGCUUUUUCAUUUUCAGUGAGGAUUCUGAUUUUAGUUAUUUGUUUCAUGAUGAACAUUUCUUUCUUCCGGUGGUGAUUUUGUCAAAAUUUAAUCAAGUUA